This is a messenger RNA of Chrysoperla carnea, 1776 nucleotides long. RefSeq names its product sodium-coupled monocarboxylate transporter 1-like. Gene Ontology annotation, biological process: sodium ion transport; transmembrane transport. NCBI's taxonomy places the organism in Eukaryota, Metazoa, Arthropoda, Insecta, Neuroptera, Chrysopidae. The transcript has 13 exons. The annotation marks the transcript as partial. The record is from RefSeq and is a predicted model, not a curated record. Gene Ontology annotation, cellular component: membrane. Gene Ontology annotation, molecular function: symporter activity.
UCAAAAAAUUUAUUUACUUUGCCAGAUUAUGUGGUAUUUAUUAUAAUGUUGUUAGUAUGUAUUUUAAUUGGAAUAUAUUUUGGAUUUUAUAAAGUACCCAAAAAUGUUAGAGAAUAUUUAAUUGGAGAUGAAAAUAUGACAAUAUGGCCAGUUGCAAUUUCACUUGUUGUCAGUUACAUUUCUGCCAUAACAUUUUUGGGAUUACCUGCUGAAGUUUAUGUAUUUGGUAUACAAUAUUUUUACAUAGAAUUAAACGAUAUAUUCGUGGGAUUUAUUGGUAAUUACAUAUAUUUACCAGUUUUUAUGGAUUUAAAAUUAACUUCGACUUAUGAGUACUUAGAAAGGCGAUUUGAUAAAUCUUUACGACGACUUGGAUCUUUUUUAUAUAUUUUUGAUCAGAUUCUAUGGCUGCCACUUGUAAUAUAUGUACCAGCGUUGGCUCUCAAUCAUGUUACUGGAAUAAAAACGAACAUCAUAACACUACUUGUUUGCGGAGUUUGUAUUUUCUAUACUUGCUUGGGUGGAAUUCGUGCUGUAAUAUGGACUGAUUUUCUGCAAGCUUUUUUUAUGAUAAGUUCAAUGUUAUUGGUGUUAGUAAAAGCGACAUGGAACAUUGGAGGAUUUGGUACAGUAAUUGAACGUAAUGUAGCCACUGGAAGAUUACAUUUUCCAGACAUAGAAUUAAGUUUAACCAAACGAUUAACAUUACCUACUAUGAUAUUUGGAGGAACAUUUUCUCUCGUCAAUGAUGGAAUUCUUAAACAGUCGAGGACGCAAAGAUACGUUGCCUUACCUACCAUAAACGAAGCGAAAACAGCAUUUUGGUUAUUUUUAUUAUUUAAAGCUAUUUUUAUUGGAUUAUGUACUUACGCAGGUCUGAUUAUUUUUGCAACUUAUUUAAAUUGUGAUCCUGUUACAACGAACAUUGUGUCAGCAAAAGAUCAACUUCUACCACUACUUGUUGUUGAUUCAUUAAAAGAUUUCCCUGGGGCAUCUGGAUUAUUUUUAGCUGGGGUUUUAAGUGCUUCACUGAGUUCUUUAUCAGGCAGCUUAAACUCAUUGGCAGCUGUGUUUUUGGAGGAUUGCUUUAAGCCCAUUUUUAAGCAAUUAACACCAAAACAGGAACAAGCUAUUGUAAAAAUUGUAGUUUUUGUAAUUGGAAUUCUGACACUUGGAUUAGCUUCUACGGUAGCCAAAUUAGGUCAAAUACUUCAAUUACGCGUUGCUCUGGGUUCAGUUUCUACCGGUCCUUUACUUGGUGUGUUUACUUUGGGUAUCAUAUUCCCAUGGGCAAAUGCAAAGGGAGCAUUCUACGCCGGUUUAAGUGGACUAUUGUUUAUGAGUUGGAUUUGUUUUGGGGCUCAAUCAAUGUUAGCAUCGGGAAGAAUACGUUAUCCAGUUAAACCUGUUUUUACUGAUGGAUGUUCGUUUAAUAUUACAGAAACUUUAAGUACAACUCAGUCAAUAAAUGAUUACGAUGAAACGAAAGUAUUUUUCAUGUAUCGAAUAACUUUUAUGUUAUAUACCGCAAUUGGUACAAUAUUUACAAUAAUCCUUGGUUUAAUAAUUAGUUACUUUACUGGUUUUAAUAAAAUUGAAAAUGUGGAUCCUCUAUAUUUAGCACCGUUUGUAAGAUCAAAAAAUAUUCAAAAUAAUCCAACAGAAAAGAAACGGUAUUUAAAACAGAAUGACGAUUCAAACGUACGCCUGGAAGAGGCUGUUGAGUUAUUAAAUAAAAGAAAAGACUGAACAAAAAAAUUAAAAAAUUAUUUUUUG